AUGCAUGAAUCCAUAAAGAGUGCAUAUAAAAAUCUGGAAAAUGGAUGGCAAUAUCCUCCGUCUUCACACGUCUAUUACAUUAGACACAUUGCACAAAACUUCAUGCGUGAGUUUAAAGACAAGGAACUGCACAAAAUAGUUGUUAACAUGGGUUAUGCGUUGACAGAGGAGAAAUUUAACUACUAUCGGGGGGAAAUCCGAAGAACAAACAAUGACGCUUUAUCAUGGAUAGACAACAUCCCUCGGGAGAAGUGGGCAAGGGCAUUUGACGGAGGGCAACGCUGGGGUCACAUGACAACUAAUCUGGCAGAAGCAAUGAACUCCGUACUCAAAGAAACCCGAAACCUUCCAAUCAUUGCAUUGGUCAAAUCUACGUACUAUCGAUUAGGAUCACUAUUUGGUAAAAGAGGCCAUCAAUGGACAAAAAUGUUAGCCUCUAGGCAAGUUUUCAGUGAUAACUGCAACAAGGGGAUGACUGAGGAAGUCAGUAAAGCUAACACACAUAACGUCAUGCAAUUUGAUCGCGAGAGAUUCUAUUUCAUGGUCCAAGAGAAGAUUAAUCAGAAUGAUGGUCGACCAACCGGUACAUUCAGCGUUGAUCUUAGGAAACAACACUGCGAUUGUGGAAAAUUUCAGGCAUUUCACUUACCUUACUCCCAUGUAAUCGUAGCAUGUUCGAGUAUACGUCAGAACUACUCCAUUCACAUACCAGACGUGUUCAAAAUUCUUAACGCCUUCAAGGUCUAUAAGGAGAGUUUCCUAGGACUUACCCAUGAGGAGAAUUGA
Lathyrus oleraceus (garden pea) is the source of this 786-nucleotide messenger RNA. RefSeq lists its product as uncharacterized. The record is from RefSeq and is a predicted model, not a curated record. The coding region runs from base 1 to 786 and encodes 261 amino acids. The transcript has a single exon. Lineage: Eukaryota; Viridiplantae; Streptophyta; Magnoliopsida; Fabales; Fabaceae. Gene Ontology annotation, molecular function: zinc ion binding.